This is a messenger RNA of Solanum tuberosum (potato), 336 nucleotides long. RefSeq lists its product as uncharacterized. Lineage: Eukaryota; Viridiplantae; Streptophyta; Magnoliopsida; Solanales; Solanaceae. Bases 1 to 336 code for a protein of 111 amino acids. The record is from RefSeq and is a predicted model, not a curated record. The transcript is spliced from 2 exons.
AUGAUUCUCACCUCUUGGCUAAAUUGUCGCCGCUUCCGACGCUACUUUUGUCUCUUUCUCUGCUCUCCUUUUCUUCUUCCUUUGUUUUGUGCUACUUGCCCUAUCAUUUGUGCUGCUGAAAUCUGCUAUCGUCUGUGCUAUCGCCGCCACAGCGGUGAUGGGCGGGGACGACGAUGUGAGGGAGCGGAAGGUAGUAUAGAUGGAAGUCAAGAGACAAUGUUGUUGCGGAGGUAUCUGGAUGAUCAACUGCUUCUAGUAAUUGAAUCUGUGUACAAUUGGGGAGAUGAAGAAGAUGAAGAUGUGGAAGUUGCAGAUAGUAGAAGCUUUUUUCUGUAA